UGAAACACCGGAAAGCUCAAUGAGAAAAAAGUGUGCGACGCAAGCACUGCUAAUCGACAUGAGCGCAGUCAUUUCAGCACCGCGUUGAGAACAGACAGCGCAAAGCGGUGCGGAGAGUGUGUGUGCAUGCGGAAUCAACCAGUGGCACUUUCGUGUGGGACUUCGGUAUGAGAUGCAGCGAAGAAGAAACUAAAUUAGAGAAAUCAACUUCAAAUCUAUAGACUUAGAGGGAUAUUCGGGAUCGCAAAGCUUGUAAGAGACAUAAAAAAGAUUUCCCACCGCUUGUUCCGCUACACUCGGCACUGAGCAACAAUGUGGUGAUCUGCAGUCUCAGAUGCAGCUUGGCUGGUAACGAGUGUGGGAAUUGGUGUCUGUUCCGGCGAAGGAGUGGUGCGGUGCUGCCGAGCGAGGAGCCCCUCCAUUCAGAAGGAUGCUCGUGGGAAAUGCCUGGAGACAGAGAGGACGAGAUUUGUCAAAAGGCACUAGAACUCUUGUCAGAUCUCUGCUCUAAGGGCGAAGUACAAAAUGAUAAUUGUUUGGAUUUCAUAUACUAUUUCCGAGACUUGGCCAGACCGAGGUACUCCGACUCAGCAGAUGUGUCCGUGAGCCUGCUAUCUCUGGUGGUGACGGCCUGUGGUUUGGCCUUGUUCGGCGUCUCCCUCUUUGUCUCCUGGAAGCUCUGCUGGAUACCAUGGCGGGAGCGAGGCCUUUCCUCAGCCACCAAGGAGCACCAGAGCCACCCCGAGCCCCCUCUUCAGCCCCAGGCAAUCUACACCGAGGUGGACGCCGUCUGCGACAGGAGGGACUGCGCCCGCGGCUCUGUGGUGAAGGUGACGACGCCGACGCCAUCGCUGGCGCCCACCACCGCCGUUCCGUCGGUGCCGUCGUCUCCGCCGCCGGUCACCACGCCGACGGCCACAGCGGAGGCAGCCAUGAAGAUCAGCCACACCUCGCCUGAUAUCCCCUUGGAGGUGCAGUGCAAGAGCCGGCAGAACUCCAUCCACGGCGGGACCCUGCGGAUGCAGAGGCAGACCACCGACCCAGCGUCCACGUCUGUGCGCUCCACGUCCCACACAGAGAUCGGGAAUAAUUCCAUCCGCCGGCAGAUGAACCUGUCCAACCCGGACUUCAACGUGGCGCAGUUCCAGCGGCAGGAGUCGCUGACCGGCAUGAGCCUUGGCCGCCUCAAGCCCGAGCUGUACAAGCAACGGUCCCUGGAGGGCGACGAGAGCCGGGCCAGUGGGCGUGGCGGGGGCUGCGGCCGCCUGCACUUCAUCCUAAAGUUCGACUGCGACCUUGAGCAACUCAUCGUCAAGAUCCACCGCGCGGAGGACCUGCCCGCCAAGGACUUCUCGGGCACCUCGGACCCCUACGUCAAGAUCUACCUGCUUCCUGACCGCAAGACCAAGCACCAGACCAAGGUGCACCGUAAGACUCUGAACCCCAUUUUCGACGAGGUCUUCCUGUUCCCUGUGGCCUACGGCGAGCUGCCCUCGAGGAAGCUGCACUUCAGCAUCUACGACUUUGACCGCUUCUCGCGCCACGACAUCAUUGGCCAGGUGGUGGUGGACAAUUUCCUGGACCUGGCUGACUUUCCCAGGGAGACAAAGCUCUGCAGGGAGAUCCAAUAUGUGUCCUCGGACAAUGUGGAUUUAGGAGACCUCAUGUUCUCACUCUGCUACCUGCCUACCGCUGGACGCUUGACCAUCACCAUCAUAAAGGCUCGUAACCUCAAAGCCAUGGACAUCACUGGAGCAUCUGACCCUUAUGUGAAGGUGUCCCUAAUGUGUGAUGGCAAGAGGCUGAAGAAGAGAAAAACCUCCACUAAGAGAAACACACUGAAUCCUGUCUACAAUGAGGCCAUAGUCUUUGAUGUCCCUCCAGAGAAUAUCGAUCAGAUCAGUCUCCUGAUUGCAGUAAUGGACUACGACCGUGUAGGUCACAAUGAGGUCAUCGGUGUGUGUCGGGUGGGUAACGAUGCCGAGAGCCUGGGCCGGGACCACUGGAGUGAGAUGCUGACCUACCCCCGCAAACCUAUUGCCCACUGGCACCCUGUCGUGGAGUAUCAGGGGAGUGGCAGCGGAAGUCAAGGAGGUUCCUGCAACUCCCUCAAAGCACCUCCCUCACCCUGACCAGUCCUGACCCGCACACAUGGCACCGUGAGCAAGCAGAGAGAAAGAGAGAGAGAGCAGAGAAAGAGAGAGAGAGAAAGAGAGAGAGCAGAGAGAGAAAGAAAGAGAGAGAAGGGAGGAAAGGGAACCAAAGCCGCUUGGACGAGACCAAGGCUACAGCUACAAGAGUGUGGAGGCUGAUGCUGAAUCCUGAGAGAGAGAGAGAGAGAGAGAGAGAGAGAGAGAGAGAGAGAGAAAAGAGAGAGAGAGAGAGAGAGAGACAGUCACCACCAUGGUCAGACCCCAAUGGGACGAUAACUUUGCAUGGUCGCUGCGGAUUGCCUAAAAGUUGCAUGUUGAGUGGCAUACAGUGUGGUUGUUUGUUUUCCUCUGUGAUGUGAUGAAAGAUAUGUGACGAUUGUCCAGAGCUGUCACAACAGUUUCAUGUCAGCUUCAGUCUGAAACUACAGUCAAUGUUUUCUACCAUAGUCUUGAUACCUGUUUUUAUUGGAGUGUCUCUGUAUCACAUGUUGUUCUAAAGGUUUCGUCCAGUUGCCAUGGUUUCCUGAGGACACAGUGCAUGAAUCAAUUUAGGUGGGGUACUCUCUGUUUUUCCUUUUUUUUUGUUAUGAAACGGAAUGUGAAGUUUUGUUAUAACAUCUAAUGGUGUUAGAUGAAAGUUAAUUUAUAGACUUUGCAAGUAAAACUGUCCUAAGAAACUGUUAUUAAACACAUUUCUUUUCUUAAAAA
Molecule: messenger RNA, 2861 nt
Organism: Alosa alosa (allis shad)
Lineage: Eukaryota; Metazoa; Chordata; Actinopteri; Clupeiformes; Clupeidae
Gene: syt9a
Product: synaptotagmin IXa
Exons: 7
Coding region: 444-2132 (562 amino acids)
Biological process (GO): cellular response to calcium ion; regulation of dopamine secretion; calcium-ion regulated exocytosis
Cellular component (GO): membrane; dense core granule
Molecular function (GO): phosphatidylserine binding; clathrin binding; calcium-dependent phospholipid binding
Source: RefSeq, a predicted model, not a curated record